AUCGGAAGGGCAUGUAGGCUUACGUGAAUUUGGCUUAGGUGAGAAUAUAAACUGUGUUCCAAAUGCCUAUGGAAACUCGUUCCAACAGCGCUCUCUUUAAGAGAGCUGAACAGCUGAAAAGAUGGGAAGAUUCCGAAACUAAUAAAGAGACAGAACUGCCCAGAAGAAGCGAAGGAAAGAUCAAAUUUACAGAUGGUUGUGUAUUCCUUGCUGCGUGUGCUGCUGGUGACACGGAAGAAGUUGAGCGUCUGCUUGAGAAAGGUGCCGAUAUCAAUACAGCCAAUGUUGACGGUCUUACCGCUUUGCAUCAGGCUUGCAUUGAUGAUAACUUAAAAAUGGUAGAGUUUCUGGUGGAACAUGGAUGUGAUGUGGAUAGAGGGGACAAUGAAGGAUGGACUCCAUUGCAUGCUACUGCCUCGUGUGGUUUUCUUAGUAUUGCAAAAUACUUACUUGAAAAUGGUGCAUCAGUGGCAAAGGUGAACAAUGAUGGAGAAUUGCCAAUUGACAUAGCUGAAUCAGAGGAAAUGGAAGAAUUGCUCCAAGCAGAAAUUGACCAUCUAGGUAUUGACUGUGAUGCUGCAAGAACAGAAGAAGAACGAGUCAUGAUGCAGGAUGCUCAGGACUUUCAACUAAAAAACCAAAACUUCAAUGAUAAAAUUCACCCAAAGACUGGAGCUACAGCUCUCCAUGUAGCUGCUGCUAAGGGCUAUAUUAAAGUAUUGAGCUUACUGAUCAAAGCUGGUUUGGAUCUGAACACACAGGAUAAUGAUGGUUGGACACCUCUCCAUGCUGCAGCACACUGGGGCCAGAAAGAAUCCUGUGAACUCUUAGCUGAUAACCUUGCAAACAUGGAUAUCCAAAAUUUUGUUGGACAGACAUGUUUUGAUGUAGCAGAUCCUGACUUGGUUAGUGUAUUAGAAGAUUUAAAGAAAAAACAAAAUACUCUUCAGAAGGAGCGUCCAGAACUAGGAGAAAUAUUAAGAAGAAAAGCCCCACCUCCUUUAAAAAGAAGAACUUCAGUAACUCGAAUGAGUGGUACAGAUAAGAGCAACGUAAUCAUGAAAGAUACUUUUGCAGAAAGAGCACAGAUUGAAGCUAAAUUAAGAUUACCUGAAGAGGAAGUAGAAGAGGAGAGUAAAGUUACAGAUGAAAGUGUUCCAGAACCUUCUUCCAAUAUAGAGAUUAAAACGAAGGAAGAUCUGACCAUAGUAAAAAGAAAUGAAUCCAACAUUGCUGAUGAGCAUUCUGAAGAUAAAGCCAAAGAAAUUGAGUCUCCUGUUUCAAAACCUCCUACUGAUGCUGAAAUACAGGAAUUACCCAAUGAUGCGGCUCCUUGGAGAAGAAAAGGUGAAACAAACAUUUCUCUAACUCAGGGUACACAAGAUACGGCAAAAGAAGAGCCUUUGGUGGUUCUUAGGAAACUCCAAGAAGUCCAGACAGCAGCUGAAGACAAAAAGGCUAAUGGACCAACAUAUGGAGAAGCUGUAGAUCAAAGAAUUCCUAGUACAAAGGAAGAUGCCAUGCCUUCCCCUUCCAUAAUCAAUGCUUCCGCUCCAUCCACGCCAUCUUCAAAUUUGAGUUCACCAUCCACUGGUGUCACCACACCACCUCUAGAAGGCCAAAUCAGAAGGUCUUUUGUGCCUCCAGUACGAGAUGAAGAGUCAGAAACAAGAAGAAAAGCCCAUGCCAAGCGUGUGAGAGAAACACGGCGCUCCACUACGGGUGUAACCUUAGAAGAUCUAAAGUCAGCAGAACAACAGUUAUUACGUAAACAACAAGAAGAGGAUGAACAGAAGGAGAAUGAAAAAGAGCACACGGAAACAACCACUGCUACGACACUGGCAGCUACUACUACUACCACAGUUACAGCGAGCUCAGCAUGGGAGAGACAAGGGUCAUUGAGAAAGCAUGCAGAAGACAGUAAAAAGGCUGAACAAACACUAGCCAAACAGUCCCAGAACAUAACUGAUACCAGAAGUACUCCUAGUUCAACCACGAAUGUUAGCACAACAUCCAUCACAGUGCCUUCUCCUGUUCAUACACGCGAACAUCCUCAAGUUUCCAGUGUAACAGACAGUCCUGAAGUUACACAUUCUGUUACUAUACCACUGCGCACAAGGCCUGGUCAAAAUGAUGAUUUAGAAAAAGACUAUGAAAAUAAAAUUAUUCAAGGGACUCAGGCAGCUAUUCAGAGAAGAAGAAGACCAAAAAGGAGAUCCACAGGAGUUGUUUAUUUAGAUUCUGAGGAUCAAAGUGAUCAACAGAGUAGUCCAGAUCAGGAACUACAGCAGGAUGAAAAGCAAGAAGAUGAGCAGUCUCAAGAAUCUGAGGGUGACAGAGAGACAUCAUCUGAAUCUCAGAGGUCGCAUUUUGGGUCAAUAGGGACACAACAUGACAAUGGUCAUUCAGAGACACCAAAAAGGUAUACAGAUCGGCUGGGCCGAAGUUCCCUCAACAGUAGCACAGGCAGCUUAGCGGAGGAAGGAGAUCAAAACUACAAGAAGAUCUGUGAAACACUGAAAUCAGAAAAUGCAAGGCUGAAAGAAAACCUUAAGAAAACGGAAGAAGAGCUGGUCAAUACAAAACGUCAGUUACAAAAAGCUUUAUUACAGAAUCACACAAGAAGUUCUCUAAGUGAUGCAGAAAAAAGAGAACGAAGAGCAUUAGAAAGGAAAGCUGCAGAAAUGGAGGAAGAGCUUAAGAACAUGGCCAAAGUUAUGACAGAAAAUGAAAAGCUUAAAGCUGAGAACAGAGCUCUCACUCGAGUGGUUUCAAAAUUAUCAAAAUAGCAACUGGAGCAGGUGAAAGCUGAGAACCAGCGGUUACGAGAUGAAAAUGGGGCCCUAAUCAGAGUCAUCAGUAAGCUAUCCAAAUAGAAAAAAAUAGAAUUCAGGUUUACAUAUCUUCCAGCCUGGGGUUAGAACCUCCCUAACCCUGAGGACACCAAUUUCUACAGUGUGGUUGACAUUGUUAUGAUGGUACUCUUCUCACCUUUGUUUUAACCUACAGUUGUAGUUUGUUGAGUUUGUUCUUCACUGCGGUUAUGGUUGGAUGAUGUACUUCAGCCGGAAAGUUUAUGACUGUCAUCUAGUCUUACAAUUCCGUCUUUAAUUUAACCACUUAAACGUUGGUACAUUAACAGUCACUGAUCUGUGUCCCUGAGUGCAUUAUUAUAUUUUCUUCUGCUUUUAUAUAUUUUAUUUCUGAUAGUCUGAAUUUUUUAAACUUAAAAUUACCAUCAGUAUUUCAGUACCACACAUGAAAAAAUAUGAUUUUAGAACCUCCAAGACUAUUGCUUUGUUUGAAGAAAAGAGGGAUGUCUGAUUACUUUUUAAUUUUAAGAACAAAAGGUAAUGUUAAAGAAUUCCAAUGGCAGUCAGAAGAAAAUAAAAGCUGUGUAUUGAAUUAUCAUCCGACAGCUGAAAUAUGAAAAAAAUAAAUGUUAGGGCAAUACUAGUUCUAUGUCUUGUAAUGAGUUGUGACUUAAAAUGGCCACCAGGAUUUUGCCUUCUGUUUUUAAAAACGUAAUAUAAUAUUUUUUCCAAAAAUCUGAGAUUAAUAAAGAGAAAUUUGGAUAAACAAUAUUAUCAUUAUUUUGUGAUAAUUACUUGUUAGGUAUUUUCUUGAUCACUUUUCUGCUAUAUAUAUAUGUACAAUUAAAAACCCACCAAGAAAUGGUACUUCAAAAGAACAAAGUAACACUUUUUUUUUCACACAGUAUUUGUGUUAGAUUAUUUUGAGAAUUAAUAACCUCUUGCUGAGUGAUUGAGCAAAGGCAAGUGGAAAAGACAACAUUUUUUGUAUUUGUUUAUCUAAGAAACAGAAUUUGUAUUCAUUAAGGUAUGUAUGUGUCAUCACCCAACAUUAGUUGGCAGAAACUACAUGCAAAAUGGUUGAGAGCAAACCACUGACUGACAAUAAGCAUUAUCAGUAAGAAAUAAUAACUAUAUUUUACUGUAAUUAAACAAAGAAAAGUUAGUCUCAUUUAUGUCAGAAUAUGCAAACUUUUGGUUAUUAAUCUUUGUAUCAGCUGAUAUGUUUUUGUGGGGGGGAGGGGGGAUUUUUUAUAUAUUUUUUUUUACUUAUGGUCACUUUCUAAAGUAAUUGA
Limulus polyphemus (Atlantic horseshoe crab) is the source of this 4108-nucleotide messenger RNA. RefSeq names its product protein phosphatase 1 regulatory subunit 12B-like (gene Mbs). Gene Ontology annotation, biological process: signal transduction. Bases 63 to 2789 code for a protein of 908 amino acids. Gene Ontology annotation, molecular function: protein kinase binding; phosphatase regulator activity; enzyme inhibitor activity. The transcript has 23 exons. NCBI's taxonomy places the organism in Eukaryota, Metazoa, Arthropoda, Merostomata, Xiphosura, Limulidae. The record is from RefSeq and is a predicted model, not a curated record. Gene Ontology annotation, cellular component: cytoplasm.